AUGCAGUAUGCUGUAAAAGAAGCAGCAAGGCACAUGUCGCAGCCAAGGGAGUGCGACAUGAAGGCAGUGAACACACUUGCAGCCUAUCUGCAAAGUCAUCUCGCAGCUGGCCGUGUGGUGACAUGUGAUCCGCCAGGAAAAGAUGGCGAUCGGGCUGUACUCCGACUCAGACUGGGCAGGGUCUCUCGAGAGCAGGGCAAGCACCGACUGCCAUGUGGCUAUAGUCUGUGGAGCUGUGGUUGCUCGCACAACCCACACGCAACCCGAACUGCCAGCUACCAGCAGCCCAGAUGCGGAACUGAGACGUUUUUCAGAGCAGCCAGGGAAGCCAUUUACCUGCGCGAUCUCAUCGCCUUAGACUUUGGCCAAUUGUGCGGGAAGCGGGCGGACAGUUCAUUGGUGCAGGCAUCCAAGUGCAUAGGUCUCCACUCUGACCAAGCAGCAUGCAUGGAAAACCUCUUCGAGCAAAACUCCACCACUGAGCUGGAAGCUCCGCCUGGGAGGGCAGACAGUCCUCCGGACUACUUCGAAAGGAUGAGUGCGAACGAGCUCCAGCAGUGGCGUGAAGCCGAAGACAGAUUCGUGGGGGUCAGAGUGGAACAUUCCAACUAUGGCGACGGCAGUCCUUUCUCUGGCCACAGCUAG
Messenger RNA from Cladocopium goreaui, 645 nucleotides. The record is from the annotation of a GenBank genome assembly. Lineage: Eukaryota; Dinophyceae; Suessiales; Symbiodiniaceae.